GUAUGCAUGAUCCAUACAAUGAAUGAAUGUACGUAGUUUGACUCAAACUUCAGAUCGGCACAUCGAAGGUCACCAGCCUCAACAUCGGUUCUCUUUGUACACUCCCUUUUAUAAGACACUCGUUCUGUACAUAAGCACUUUAUAAGAUUUGAUACCCUUCUGGAUCACUACCGUUAUACUAUCUUCUGGAUUAAACCUAGUCCAGUCUCAGGACAAGAACAAUGUGCAAAUCCGAUCUCCACGACUUCCUGCAUGGUCUUCCCAAAUGCGAGCACCACGUCCAUUUAGAAGGCUGUCUAGCCCCGGACCUAAUCUUCGAACUAGCCAAGAGAAACAACGUCUCACUCCCUGACGAACCAGCCUACGAGUCCAUAGAGACUCUCAGCCACCGCUACGGCCAUUUCACAUCUCUCGACGACUUCCUCCGCUUCUACUUCAUCGGCAUGUCAGUGCUGCACCAUGAGUCCGACUUCGCAGACCUCGCCUGGGCCUACUUCCAAAAAGCCCACGCCGACGGCGUCCACCACGCAGAAGUCUUCUUCGACCCGCAAGUCCACCGAGACCGGGGAAUCCCCUACGAGACCAUCGUCUCAGGCUUCGUGGCCGGCUGCCAGCGCGCCGAGAUGGAAUUAGGUCUAACGACCCGUCUCAUCCUGUGCUUCGUGCGCCAUCUCCCCGUCGACAACGCCGCACGGGUGUACCAGGAAGCCCUGGAUCAGCAACACUUCGACAACGAGGUCGUCCAUGGACUAGGUUGGUCGUCGACGGAAGUCGGGCCCCCCAAGGACAUGUUCCGGGAGCUGUACUCGUCGGCUUCGGCGAAGGGCAUCAGACUGACGGCUCAUGCCGGCGAGGAGGGCGAUCCAUCGUAUAUUAGUGCUGCGCUGGAACUGGGCGCCCAGCGUAUCGACCAUGGUAUUCGGCUUGUGGAGGAUCCUGUGCUUAUGGAGAAGGUGGUGAGGGAUCAGGUUAUGUUGACUGUUUGUCCGAUUUCGAAUCUGCAGUUGCGUUGUGUCGAGUCUAUUGCGCAUGUUCCUAUUCGCAAGUUCUUGGAUGCGGGUGUUAUGUUCUCUAUUAAUAGUGAUGAUCCGGCGUACUUUGGGGGUUAUAUUCUGGAUAAUUAUUGUGCUGUGCAGGAGGCGUUUCAGCUGACGGUGGAUGAGUGGAGGGUUAUUGCUGAAAAUAGUAUUAGGGGGAGUUGGAUUGGCGAGGAGAGGAAGACCGAGUUAUUGAAGCGUAUUGAUGAUCAUGUGCAGAGACAUGUUGCUGCUAUUUGAGUGGGGAGACUUUCCCUCCAGGUGUACGAUAAUUUACUCGAGCAAGGAAGAUCUCCAUUCCAAAUAUACAUAUACCGUCGUCCUGAACAAGCAGCAGUAGAACCUCGACAAGAAACGAAAGGCGGAUUCGGGCCUGGAACGUGUUCUUCACACUUAUCCUCAGUGGAGGUUUUGUGGGGUUGGUUUCAAUGAUGGCAAGAGAAGACGCCUGCUGCUGUGCAAAAAACCAGAAACAAACUGGACCUUAACUUCCCACCGUUGUGCUAAGGUCUAGUAUUAGGGUUGGUCAAUUUUGAGAUUGCAUGCAUCUGGUUUGUGCAGCAUGUCGCAGGGAUUGAGUUGAGCACGGUACUCUUUUCUCUAGAUUCAUCUUUAGUAUACUGUGAGGUAUUUGAACAUUGUAAAUUGUUGGUAACCGUUGUACUUUAUUCUCCUUUCUGCCAUUAUGUAGCAGUAUGUGUGAAUGCAGAAUAAAGAUUAGUUAGAUGAUUAUGUCG
Molecule: messenger RNA, 1774 nt
Organism: Aspergillus pseudotamarii
Lineage: Eukaryota; Fungi; Ascomycota; Eurotiomycetes; Eurotiales; Aspergillaceae
Gene: aah1
Product: adenosine deaminase
Exons: 1
Coding region: 222-1277 (351 amino acids)
Biological process (GO): hypoxanthine salvage; purine ribonucleoside monophosphate biosynthetic process; adenine catabolic process
Cellular component (GO): nucleus; cytosol
Molecular function (GO): adenine deaminase activity
Source: RefSeq, a predicted model, not a curated record